AAAUGAUUUUAUUUUGUGAACUGUCAAUAGUACAUUUAUUGAUUUUUUAUCAUUUAUCCUUUAUGCUAAUGUGGCGCCACCCUAAUUUAAUACAUUUCGAAGGACACUUUUCAUAUAAACAAAUGAUUUCCCUUACCUCUACCCCCAAUAAUUAUCAAACGUAUUUUAUUUAAAAGUGGUGGUUAUGUUAUCCCCGUAUUUAUAAAGUAAUGUCAUUUUAAGUUUGCAAAUAUCAGAAAUAUUUAAAUUAUUAAUCUAUUAUUACAAUAACAUUUAUCUUAUCAUGGCAAAAUCAUGUGAUAGCAUAGUUUUGUGUAAAGAAGUACCUGAACAAACUGUAGAAGAAAGAAAUUAUUUGACUUAUUUAAAAACAGCUGGUUAUAAAUGCAAGUAUUUAUAUACCUCACAGUUUGAAUUUGUUAAUAGCUCAGAUUUAAAAUCGUGGUUAAUAAACCCUGAAUUUUUUGAUGGUAAUAUAUUUAAUAUAAACAACGACAUGUAUGUUAAUGUAGGUUUAUUAUUGACUAGUGAACAUGCCGUAGAAGCAAUAUGUAACAUACUAAGGGAGGAUGAAAUAUCACUAAGCAGGUGGCAAAAAUUACCUGCAUAUUGCCUUGGUCAUGCAAUUUCAUCGCUAGCAAAAAAUAACCUUGGUUUAGAAUUCUGUUUAGGUAGUGAAACCGAUGAUACCAAGGAUCUUGUAGAGAUCAUGAUUUCUCGUAAAGCAUUAAUAAUAAAACCACUGUUAUACCCUUGCACUGAAAUUGCACAAGGCCCCUUUGAAGUAGUUCUUUCAAAAAAUACCAUUUAUCUGUAUAAAAUUGUUGCUUAUUGGAAUGCAAUUAGGCAAUCAUUCAAAGCUGAUGUCUUAAAUAACGUUAGUACUAAACCAAAAAUAUUUGUCUUUUUUAGUCCAUUAUGCGUAGAUUACUUUGUAUCCAUAUUAAGGGAUUAUCCUGCUUGUAUAAAAAAUGUAAAAGCAGUAGCAAUUGAUCCUGAGACUGAAGAAAAUCUAAUAGAGGCUAAAUUUGAAGUUUAUGCCACUGCAGCAAAUCCAAAUCCAACAUCUUUAUUAGAAGCUAUUAUCAAUGCUGGUGUCAAUAGUAGGUUAGAUAUAACGAUCUGACAUAUAAAAUAUUUUUAUUCUCAAUGUUGUAAAUAUGUUAUAUGUUAUUAAUUAUUCUUUU
Polistes dominula (European paper wasp) is the source of this 1187-nucleotide messenger RNA. RefSeq names its product uroporphyrinogen-III synthase-like. Gene Ontology annotation, molecular function: uroporphyrinogen-III synthase activity. Gene Ontology annotation, cellular component: cytosol. Gene Ontology annotation, biological process: uroporphyrinogen III biosynthetic process. The record is from RefSeq and is a predicted model, not a curated record. NCBI's taxonomy places the organism in Eukaryota, Metazoa, Arthropoda, Insecta, Hymenoptera, Vespidae.